Molecule: messenger RNA, 1212 nt
Organism: Cutaneotrichosporon oleaginosum
Lineage: Eukaryota; Fungi; Basidiomycota; Tremellomycetes; Trichosporonales; Trichosporonaceae
Biological process (GO): mitochondrial transmembrane transport
Cellular component (GO): mitochondrion
Source: RefSeq, a predicted model, not a curated record
AUGGAGGACCUCGACUUCUGGCCCGAGCCGGAACCCGGGCCGUCGCGCUCCGCCCUCUCGGACUCGACGUUGGCGCCGAAAGCCAUUGCAGCGAUGACGGGCGCGCUGUCUACGUCUUUGCUGAUGACACCCUUCGACGUCCUCAAGACCCGCCUGCAAACCGUCCAACCGCACAUCCCGCUGCCCAUCGAAUGCUGCCAGACGCCGCUCCUCACGCCCUCCGCCGACGUGACCUGCGCGACAUCCACCCUCCCUCGCGCGCCCCCACGCCCGCAGCCACAAGCGGUGGCGUACGCGCUCGCGGCCCCCGAGGGGUGCUACCACCCCUCGAAGUGGGCGGGGAUCUGGGGGGAAGCCGUGAGCUUCGAGGAGGCCAUGACGCGCGGCUUCUUGCGGGGGUACGCGGACGAGCGGCCGCGCGGCUUCUGGAGCGAGCUGGCCGCUGUGCGGCGUGACGCGGGCGUGCGCGGUCUGUGGAAGGGCGUCGGCACGACUCUCACGAUGGCCGUGCCGUCCUCGGCGAUCUACAUGCUCGGGUACGAGUACUUGCUCGCGCGGCUCGGCCCGGUCUUCGCGGGCUCGGGCGCGGGCGCCGACGCGAUCCUCACGCCCGCGCCGCUCAUCGCGGGCUCGCUCGCGCGCACGCUCAGCGCGAGCAUUAUAUCCCCGCUCGAAAUGUUCCGCACGCGCCUGCAAGCGCUGCCGACGGACGGGCGGCCGUCGCCGACGUACGCGUCCACCGGCCGCGACAUGCUCGCGCUCGUGCGCGCCAAAGGCCCCGCGAUCCUCUGGCGCGGCCUCGGGCCCACGCUGUGGCGCGACGUCCCCUUCUCCGGCCUGUAUUGGGCCGGGUUCGAAAUCAUCAAAGCGCAGCUCGCCGCGGGCGGCGCGCCGCUGUCGCCGAUCGCGACGUCGUUCGUCGCCGGCGCGACGAGCGGCACCCUCGCCGCACUCGUCACCCAGCCGUUCGACGUCCUCAAGACGCGCAGGCAGGUGUUCACCCCCUCACCCGGGUGUUCGCCCGAAGCGCUGCGGCAUCGCGCGAGCACGUUCCCCCUCGCACUCCAUGUCGUGCGGACCGAGGGGUGGGGGGCGCUCUUCGCCGGCGUCGGCCCGCGCUGCGGGAAAAUCGCGCCUGCGUGCGGCCUCAUGAUCGCCUGUUAUGAGGGCGUCGGGCGAUACCUCGAGGGAAAGAAGGUGGGGAUCGCGUAG